Molecule: messenger RNA, 1642 nt
Organism: Capsella rubella
Lineage: Eukaryota; Viridiplantae; Streptophyta; Magnoliopsida; Brassicales; Brassicaceae
Product: AT-hook motif nuclear-localized protein 20
Exons: 1
Coding region: 357-1211 (284 amino acids)
Cellular component (GO): nucleus
Molecular function (GO): DNA-binding transcription factor activity; minor groove of adenine-thymine-rich DNA binding
Source: RefSeq, a predicted model, not a curated record
UUGCCCACUUUCUCUUUCUCUCUCUCUCUCCCUCUGAGAUUUUGAUUCUAGCAAAAGAAAAUCAAAGUCUCGAAAGCCUUGCCUUUGCUUUGAUUCUAGUUCCAUUCCAAAAUUGCAUCUAAUUCUCUUACCUUAGUCUUUUCUUCUUUUAUUUAUUAUCAACAACUCCAAAAUUCCAUAUGUAAUUAGGCAAAUCAAAUUGAAAAGAAAAUUUUCAAGAAAGAGCUAUACAUACACCUUUUGACCUUGUAAAGUUGGAACCCUAGAGAGACCUUUCAAGCAAAUCGAUCAGGUUUAACAAUUCCUUCUUCUUUCUUUCUUGUAUAGAUUUUUCCAAAUUCUUGGAAAGCAAUAUUAUGUCAAACCCUUGGUGGACGAACCAGAGUGGUUUAGCCGGUAUGGUUGACCACUCGGCCUCCGCCGGCCACCAUCAAAACCAUCACCACCAAAGUCUUCUUAGCAAAGGAGAUCUUGGUAUAGCCAUGAAUCAGAAUCAAGAAAACGACCAAGACGAAGAAGACGACUCUAGAGAAGGAGCUGUUGAGGUGGUCAACCGUAGACCAAGAGGAAGACCACCAGGAUCCAAAAACAAACCCAAGGCUCCAAUCUUUGUGACAAGAGACAGCCCCAACGCACUCCGUAGCCAUGUCCUUGAGAUCUCCGACGGUAGCGACGUUGCGGAGACAAUAGCUCACUUCUCUAGACGCAGACAACGCGGCGUUUGUGUUCUUAGCGGUACGGGAUCAGUAGCUAACGUCACCCUCCGUCAAGCCGCCGCAGCAGGAGGUGUAGUCUCACUCCAAGGAAGGUUUGAGAUCUUAUCUUUAACCGGUGCUUUCCUCCCUGGACCUUCCCCACCCGGGUCAACCGGUUUAACGGUUUACUUAGCCGGAGUCCAAGGUCAAGUCGUUGGAGGUAGCGUCGUUGGACCUCUCCUGGCCAUAGGGUCGGUCAUGGUGAUUGCUGCUACUUUCUCUAACGCUACUUACGAGAGAUUACCUAUGGAAGAAGAGGAAGACGGCGGCGGCUCAAGACAGGUUCAAGGAGGCGGUGACUCACCGCCCGGAAUCGGUAGUAGCCUGCCUGAUCCACCGGGGAUGGCCGGGACAGGGCCAGGCUACAAUAUGGCGCCGCCGCAUCUGAUUCCAAAUGGGGCAGGUCAGUUAGGGCACGAACCAUAUACAUGGGUCCACGCAAGACCACCAUACUGACUCAGUGAGCCAUUUUCUAAAUAUUCUAUAUAAAUAAAAUAUAUAGUGAUUUGAUGUUAUUAGUAUCUAUAUAUUACACAAAGCUUUGAUUGUUCGAAACAUAAAUAAGUGUCAAAGCUUUGAUUGUUUGGAAACAUAAAUAAGUGUCAAAGCUUUGGUUGUACUCUUAAUGGAAAUAUUAUAGAGCUUGGAAGGUACAAAGAGACGAGAUUAAUGGACAGUAUUACUCCCACGAAAUGAAUAAACAUUGUAUUGUAUAUUCGAAUGUUUGUCUUUUUGUUUUUGGUUUAGUAGGAUUUAAGUACAAUAUUUGUAUGUGUGUUGCUGUUGUGGUCUUUAGAUACUUUACAUUUUGAUUGGCACAAAUAUCAUAAGUUAUAAUAUAUGUAAUGGUGGUUCAAACGAUAAAGGAACAUCGAGAGUAUUGCAUA